CGUCGAAACUCCUUCGAGGUCAGACGCUCUCCUUGGCCUUCGCAGGACAACCUGAGCCACGAGCCAGACGCAGAAGGCAAGCCAGUCCUUCUCCCUUUGGCCACGCAGAGAGAGAAAGAAGGGAGGAGAGGAGGAGGCAGAGAGUCUUCCAAGCUGGAUUGAUUUUCUUUUUUUCGUCUGAAGAAGGAGGCAUCGAGGGGGAGAGUUCAGAUUUUUUUUUUUUUUUUCGUCAAGGAGCUGCGUCGCCAUGCGGAUCGUAUCUCCGCACGUGUACUUCCUCGUCGUGUGCCUGUGCCAGUGGACGGCCGCGGUUAACCCCCAGGACGCGGACUUGUCACUUCGAUACCAGGAUGGAGAAAGGCCCGAAUCAAGGCUGCUGCUGAACCCCCUCAGCAUCUUCGGAAACCCCAGAUGCAAUUACGGAGGCAACGAAGGGGUCUGCUACGGGGAAGUUGAGUGCCUUGCUCUGGCAGGUCAAUAUGGCAACUUCUGCUCGGGUCUCCAUGGACUCUGCUGCCUGUUCCAUCGCACUUGCGGCCAGAAAACGUCUCAGAUUGUGUCUUACUUCAAGAACGUUCAGUAUCCGUUGGAAGACAUAUCUCCUGAGGCCUGCUCGUUUGAGGUCGUGACCCGCUCCGAUGAAUACUGUGGAUUGCAGGUGGACAUGGAAGACGCCGACUUCCCCCAGAACCACGCCGGGGAAUGCGACGGCACCUUCUUCCACUUGACGGGGAUCCGAGGCGACCGACUGUCUCCCAAGUGCGGCCGACUCACCGGAAGCUCGUACUCCUACAGGAUCGAGAACCUGGAGAGCGUCUUCAUUCACGUCAACUCCUCCCGAAACCGCAACACGCACUGGAAGAUGAAAGUGACUCAGGUGUUGUGCAAGGACUUCGUGGGAGAAGAUUUCGGAGGCAGCGGAGGAGGAGGAGGAGGAGGAGGAUCUCUCGUGGUCACGCCCCCUGUCUUUCCCCCGCCCCUGCCGACGCACCCGCCCGCCACCUCCCGCCCACCCAUCACCUCCCGCCCGCCCACCACCCCGCCCGUCGUGAUGCCCCCCGCCCCUCCCCCCACUGCAGGAGGCUUUUCGGCUUGUGGCAUCAGAGGGCCUCCCUACAACCAAGGAUCGAGGGGGCCCGCGGGCCGGCGCCUGCCAGACCCCGAAGUGAAGGGGCCUCGACGUCGCAAGAACCCGGACCGACGCCGCCCCUGGCGACGCCCCGGCAGCACAGACGUCAAGACCGACCGGCGAGGCCAGGUAGCGGGGACAAGGCCCUCGAACAUCAUCAGCAGCGACAGGUGGGACGUCCCGAGACUUAACGACACGCUCUUCGCCCACUACGCGGGAGAGGUGAGCCCCUUCUCGCACCGCAUCACCUACGGCCAGGUGUCCGGCCUGAGGGAAUUCCCGUGGCAGGUCGCAAUGCAGGUCAACGGCAAGUUCCACUGCGGCGGCAGCGUCAUCGGAGAGUACUGGGUCCUGACGGCGGCGCACUGCGUCAAGAGCUACGAGAACACACCCCAGGCCAUCAAGCUGUUCAUCGGAGACUGGGACUUGGGAACGACGAACGACGGCCCGAGUCUGACCGCCUCCGUCGCCAGGGUGAACGUCCAUCCUCAAUACUCGAAGCCCGCCCUCCAAAACGACAUCGCCGUCCUCAGACUCAGCCAGAGGCUCCAGUAUAAUGAAAGGAUUCGGCCCAUCUGUCUGCCGACCUCAGACAUUCGCAUCGAGGACGAGAUAGCGACGGUGAGCGGCUGGGGGCGUAACGAGGACUUCCAGUUGCAGAAGCAAUUGCACCAUCUCUUGGCCCGCGUCGUCUCCAACUCCCUCUGCGACGAAAAGUGGAAUCGGAACGGCGCCGCCAGAGGGAUCAUCGUCAGUUCCAUGAUGUGCAUGGACGCCACCAACGGCGAUUCGUGCAACGGCGACAGCGGCGGCCCCAGCAUAGUGGAGUCCCCCGCAGGCUCCGGCAAGUGGCUGCAGGUGGGCGUCGUGUCCUUCGGCUCCGGGAGCUGCACCGAGGCUUCCCUGCCCGGCGUCUACACCCGCGUGUCCUACUACAGGGACUGGAUCCGUCAGCAGAUGGUCUAAGGGCCUCCGGACGCCCUCCGCCGCCCCGUUCUCCUGCCGCUGCCGAGGCGCGGACGGCGGCGCCCCGGCCCUCGCCCGGCGCGCCCAUGGCGGAACUCUUCUAUUUAUUACUCCUCAGUUACUUGUGUUGGUGUGCAUGCAUACGUAUAUAUAUGUACAGUCAGAAAAAAAUAAGUAUUGUUACCCUUUGCACAAACUAAUAUGAAAGUUAGCGCCGUAAUGACGUGGUAACAGAUUGGCCACGAGUAAAGGUAACGAUAGUUUUUUUCUGACUCUACAUGUAUAUAUUUGUAUAUGUAUAUGUAUCUAAGUAUCUAUCUGUUUAUAUACAUAUUCAUAUAUACAUAUACAUACAUGUAUGUAUAUAUAUAUAUAUAUAUAUAUAUAUAUAUAUAUAUA
Penaeus indicus is the source of this 2494-nucleotide messenger RNA. Its product is annotated as serine protease 43-like. The transcript has 12 exons. The record is from RefSeq and is a predicted model, not a curated record. Bases 248 to 2095 code for a protein of 615 amino acids. Gene Ontology annotation, molecular function: serine-type endopeptidase activity. NCBI's taxonomy places the organism in Eukaryota, Metazoa, Arthropoda, Malacostraca, Decapoda, Penaeidae. Gene Ontology annotation, biological process: proteolysis.